AUGGCCCUGGAAGUUGCAGUACAUACAAUCGGACAACUUGAGCAAUACAGAAACACCGUUCACGACACGAUCACAGAGGACUUUGACAACGUGGAGAAGAACCUACUUACCAGCCUCGAAGAGCUCUCGGUCGACCUCGACAACCAUAUUGGCGAGCUGACCAGCAUCGAGGAGCCCCUCAAGAAUUCAUUGGAUACCGAGACAUUGAGCAUCAUCCAAGAUGGACAUGAGGAACCACGAGAAGUUCUGCUACAGGACCAAGUCUCCGCGUUUCGGAAACUGAGAGAGGACAAGGAGGAGGUGUUGCGUAAGCUCUGGGAAGACUGGGAAAACGUACAACUUCAGCUCAUAGGACUGGCUGCGGAAGUUCUCGGUCAAGAUGCGUUGACCUUUGCCCAAGUGCGAGACGAGGACCUGAAGCCCGGUCAGAAAGAAAAGCUACAGAACACGCUCACGGCUGCUCGGAGACUGUUCGACGAGAAGGGCAAACAUCAUGAGGGUCUGGAGCAAGAUCUGGGAGGUUUCCAAGAGAGCAUUAGCCGGAUCGCAAACAAGACUGAGAAGGCCGUGGUGGAAAUGCAGCAGCAAUACAAUUCACAGAAGAGCAAGUUGUUCAAAGGUCUACAUCGACACAUCGAGCUUCUUGCCGCGUUGUAA
Molecule: messenger RNA, 657 nt
Organism: Exophiala oligosperma
Lineage: Eukaryota; Fungi; Ascomycota; Eurotiomycetes; Chaetothyriales; Herpotrichiellaceae
Exons: 3
Coding region: 1-657 (218 amino acids)
Source: RefSeq, a predicted model, not a curated record